AUAAUUGUAAAAUACUUAUGCUUGCAAUGACACAAAUGAUUGAGAGUCACGACUUUCUUCUAAUUUCCCUAUCACAGGAUGUAAAAUGUUUGGAUCAGAUCCUAGAACACAUUUUACCCAGUGCAGAAAACCUGGGACUGAAAUCCUGGCUUUACCCUCAAAAAAACAUAGGUGAUUGCAAAGAUUAUUAUGCAUCUAAUCAAACCAAACAGGUUUCAUACGUUGGAAUCUUGGAAAUGAUAAUUGAAAAAUUCCAGAUUAUACAUAAUGUUCAACUUUUUGAAUAAACAAAAGGCGAAUAGUGAAAGGAAGAGGAAUAUCCAUUAUCCACCGAGAAUGACUCUUGGAAGAUGCGUUCAAAUGUUUUGGGAAUCAGCUCAAUCAAAAGAAGAUGAUACACCUAUUCCGACGGUAAAUACAUCGACAAUUUUCACCAUCAAUAAAGGAUGUCAAACAGAAGAAAGAAACCCGCAUAAGUGCGAUAGCUGUUCAGAAAUGGACCUUUUCAUAAAGGACAUCAUCAAAUUUUUGUCUGAAAACUUCGAAAAUUCCGCUACCAAAAUUCUAUUGAGCAACAUGAACGCGAAUAUUUUUUCAACAACAAAAUUCGGUGCAACAUUGAAAUUAACAGAUUCGAUAAAACUAGAUUACAAAAAUUUGGUAAAUGCGCUGAAUAACAAAUGCCAAGAAAACAAUCAACUGGAGGAGGACCUGAAGAAACUUAAGAAGAAUAGUUAUGAAGAACAACAAGAGAUAGCGCAAUUAGACAAAAUUAUACAUAAACUGAAUGAAAAUUUAACAGAUGCAAAAAAACUAAUAGAAACACAAAAUGGUAAAAUAAAAAAUAUGAAAGAAGAGGAGAAACGAUUGCAAAAGAGUUGCAACUCUUUUAUUACCAUACGCGAUGAUUUAACAAAUGAAGUAAAAAAGUUGCAGAAGGAACUUUCUGAAAAUAGAAUGAAUGUCGAAUAUAAAGUGAAGGACUAUGAAGAAAAAGUGAGGAAUUACAAUGAACAAGUAGCUGCUUCUCAGGUAACUAAUAAUGCACUCAAAAUGGAUAUGAAUGGGUUGAAGAGCAAAUAUGGAGAAUUAUACUGCAAAUAUUCGAAAAUGUGCCAAAUUAACCAAAAAUUCGAGAAGAAUUUAGAAAAUAUAACCGAUUCGAUCAAAGAUAUCGAUAUUCUGGUGGAAAGGACAGGAAUAUUUGUGAGAAAUACUACAGAUAGAAGCACCUUGUUGGAAGAAAAAAUCAAAUUGCUCAGAAAGAAGUACGAUGAGGAAAAGAUAUACACCGAUACUUUCUAUAAAUUACAUAAAAUCAUUAUAGGUACACUAACGUAUGCAAAAGAAAAUGACAAAACGCAACACAGUGACAUACAAGGCAAUCCAUUAUUAGAUUUCAAAAAGCAGAUCAAAGAAAAUGAAGAUACAAUAAAAAAACUCGAAGACCAAAAUAAAAAGUUUGCAUCGAUUGUGAGAAUAUACCAAAAAAGUUGUAAUAAGCUUUCAUAAAUGAUUCGUUUCAAAGUGUCAACUUUAAUCAUUCAAAAUUCUAAUCUUUUAAUGGAUAUCAAUAUUGGUCGAUUUCAGUGACGGCUUGUAGUCGUUUGAAACGAGACUUCUUGUGAAAAUCAUCUCAUCCUAGGUCUAGGACCUAGGGAAGAUCAAACGAAUAUAGUCGCAGUCGGCACAAGAGAAUUGGCCAGCUAACCAGGAAUCAGCGGAACUCUGCCUCCGUUGGCCUCAUAUAUUCGAAGUUACAUUCGGCGCGUAAGGUACGCUGUCAGCGCAACCAAAUGCAGAAUAGCUUCAGAUAUAUAAACUAAACAUUCGUAGAACCAUUGUUACACAGUAUGUAAUAUCUUUGGUAUGAAGACAAUGGCUCAACCUCCUUUGCUAUGUUUUUCUUACCUCUCUUGAGGAAUUAUUCAUCUUUCUUGUUCACGUAAGAAAAAAUUGAAAGAGAGUGGGAUAAAUAAUGAAAUAGUGACCAUCUUAGUCGGCUUCAAGGGCGCCAAUUUAUUUACAGAAAUGUCAUCAUUUACAAAACUGAUGAAAAUUCAAUUAUUUAACUAUACAUUGGGCGUGUCAGCUGUAAAAUCCAGCACAGCCACAUCAGUCGAAACCAGCUCGAACUGCCCGCUAAAUUAAAAAAAAAACUGAGAAUGAACAAAACAAACACACUUUAGGAGACAAUGAUAAGACGUACCGACCAAACAA
Molecule: messenger RNA, 2220 nt
Organism: Coccinella septempunctata (seven-spotted ladybird)
Lineage: Eukaryota; Metazoa; Arthropoda; Insecta; Coleoptera; Coccinellidae
Exons: 6
Coding region: 268-1512 (414 amino acids)
Source: RefSeq, a predicted model, not a curated record